AGCCCGGGCGGUACAAUAGGGUUGGGCCGCGGCCGGGACUGGGCCGGCGCGGGGCAGGAGCAGGAUCGCAGCCGCAGCCGAGACACACUGGGCGGCUGGCGACGCCGAGCCUCGCAGGCCACCAGCCGCGCCAGCCUCCACCCUCCCCUGAGCGCCCCCGCCUCCGAGUCGUUGCCCGCCGGGCCGGCCCGGGCGUGAUGCGCCGCGGGACCCCAGUCCUGGCCGCUGGCCGCCGCCGCCGUCGCCGCUGAGACCACAAGUCCUCCCAGUGACGCCGCAGCCAUGGAGAGCGGCCCACAUGCGGAGCCGGGUGUCGGCGCACCCCCAGCUUUGGCAGCCAGGACGCCCCCAGAGCCAAGACCUUCUCCAGAAGGUGACCCCUCCCCACCGCCACCACCACCACCGAUGUCAGCCUUGGUUCCCGACACUCCCCCGGAUACCCCUCCUGCCAUGAAGAAUGCCACUAGCCCUAAGCAGCUCCCACUGGAACCAGAGAGCCCCUCAGGGCUGGUAGGGCCUAGGCCAGCCCCCCAGCAGGAAGAGUCGCCUUUCUCAGAAGUGAAGAUCAGGGGACCCACCCCACCAGCCACAGGCCCACGGGAUGCCAGGCCUCCUCGAAGGAGCAGCCAACCAUCCCCAACGGCAGUGCCAGCUUCUGACAGCCCUCCCACCAAGCAAGACGUAAAGAAGUCAGGAGAGAGGCACAAGCUGGCCAAGGAGAGGCGAGAAGAGCGGGCCAAGUACCUGGCGGCCAAGAAGGCGGUGUGGCUGGAGAAGGAGGAGAAGGCCAAGGCGCUGCGGGAGAAACAGCUCCAGGAGCGCCGGCGGCGGCUGGAGGAGCAGCGGCUCAAAGCCGAGCAGCGCCGGGCGGCCCUGGAGGAGCGGCAGCGGCAGAAGCUGGAGAAGAAUAAGGAGCGCUAUGAAGCAGCCAUCCAGCGGUCAGUGAAGAAGACUUGGGCCGAAAUCCGGCAGCAGCGCUGGUCCUGGGCAGGGGCCCUGCACCACAGCUCCCCAGGACACAAGACCAGUGGGAGCAGGUGCUCCGUGUCGGCAGUAAACCUGCCCAAACACGUGGACUCUAUAAUCAACAAGCGGCUCUCAAAGUCCUCUGCCACGCUCUGGAACUCCCCCAGUAGAAAUCGCAGCCUGCAGCUGAGCGCAUGGGAGAGCAGCAUCGUGGACCGUCUGAUGACGCCCACCCUCUCCUUCCUGGCACGGAGUCGCAGUGCGGUCACACUGCCACGAAACGGCCGGGACCAGGGUAGGGGUGGCGGCACCGGGAGAGCCCCCGCGAGGGGCGGGGCAGGGGCCCGCCUCGCGCGUGGGCCUCACCCAGACCGCACUCAUCCCUCCGCAGCCGUGCCGGUGUGUCCGCGCUCGGCCUCCGCCAGCCCCCUGACACCGUGCAGCGCCCCCCGAAGCGCGCACCGCUGCGCCCCCGCCGGGGAGCGCCGCAAGCCCAGCGCGGGGGGCAGCCCCGCCUCGGUGCGCCGCCGGCCCGAGGCCUCGCCGGUGCAGAAAAAGGAGAAGAAGGACAAGGAGCGGGAAAACGAGAAGGAGAAGAGUGCCCUGGCCCGCGAGCGCAGCCUCAAGAAGCGGCAGUCACUGCCUGCCUCUCCGCGCGCCUCUCCGCGCGCCUCUCCGCGCGCCUCUCCGCGCCCGCGCCUCUCCGCUGCCACUGCUGCCGAGCUCAGUCCCAAAUCCAAGGCCCGGCCAUCCUCUCCCUCCACAUCCCGGCACAGGCCUGCCUCUCCCUGCCCCAGCCCAGGACCAGGCCACGCUCUGCCUCCAAAACCACCAUCCCCCCGAGGCACCACUGCAUCACCCAAGGGGCGGGUUCGGAGGAAGGAUGAAGCGAAGGAGAGCCCCAGUGCCGCAGGGCCUGAGGACAAGAACCAGAGCAAGGGCAAGGCCAGUGACGAGAGGGAGCCCGCAGCCCCUGCCUCUCCAGCACCCUCGCCUGUGCCCUCACCCACCCCAGCCCAGCCCCAGAAGGAGCAGCCCACGGCGGAGAUCCCUGCAGAUACUGCUGUCCUGACCACACCCCCAGCCCCUGCUUCCCCAGCGACCCCUAACAAACCCAUGGCGGGCACCACAGACCGAGAGGAAGCCACUCGCCUCCUGGCUGAGAAGCGGCGCCAGGCCCGGGAGCAGCGGGAGCGCGAGGAACAGGAGCGGAGGCUGCAGGCAGAAAGGGACAAGCGAAUGCGAGAGGAGCAGCUGGCGCGGGAGGCCGAGGCCCGGGCUGAGCGGGAGGCCGAGGCCCGGAGGCGGGAGGAGCAGGAGGCCCGCGAGAAGGCGCAGGCGGAGCAGGAGGAGCAGGAGCGGCUGCAGAAGCAGAAAGAGGAGGCCGAAGCUCGGUCCCGGGAAGAAGCAGAGCGGCAGCGUCUGGAGCGGGAAAAGCACUUCCAGCGGGAGGAGCAGGAGCGGCAAGAGCGCAAAAAGCGCCUAGAGGAGAUAAUGAAGAGGACUCGGAAGUCAGAAGCUGCUGAAACCAAGCAGAAGCAAGACAGAAAGGAGGCAAAAGCCAACAAUUCCAGCCCAGACCCUGCAAAAGCCGGGGAGGCUCGGCCAUUGGGGCUGCAGAAGGAGGCUGUGCAGAAAGAGGAGCCUGCCCCCCAGGAGCCUCAGUGGAGCCUGCCAAGCAAGGAGUCACCGGGGUCCCUGGUGAAUGGCCUGCAGCCUCUCCCAGCGCACCAGGAGAAUGGCUUCUCCCCUAAGGGACCCUCUGGGGACAAGAGUCUGGGCCGAACGCCAGAGGCACUCCUGCCCUUCGCAGAGGCAGAAGCCUUCCUCAAGAAAGCUGUGGUUCAGCCCCCACAGGUCACAGAAGUCCUUUAAGGAGGUGCCUUGGAUCCAGGCACAGCUAUGGGGGCUCCUCUGCGUCAUCCGCUAGGAUGUCUGGAAGAAAAAGAGACAGAACAAAGCCAGAAGUGGCCUGGGCCCCUGGGGGUGGGUCCUCUCUGUUAUUUCUAAUUUGCACCUUAUAGACUGACGUCUCUUUGGCCAGAGCCAGACCCUGACCCUCAGUGCAUUCGUGUGCUCACAUGUGCAGACACCCCCUCCCCCCAGUACACACACAUACACUCACAGCCUCUUGGGCCUCCUCCCUUGGGGAAGGGCCACCUGUAGUAUUUGCCUUGGUUUGGUGGGGUACAGUGGAUGUGAAUACUGUAAAUAGCUUGUGCUCAGACUCCUCUGCGUGGAGGGGGUGGGUGCAGGAGGCAGACCCUCCCAAGACUCCCUGGGGAGAUCUUCCUCUCUCUAUUUAACUGUAACUGAGGGGGAACCCAGGUCUGGGGAUGGGGGGCACCUUGGGCCACAGGAUACUUGUUGCUUUAGGGGUACCCAUGCCCCCUGCCCUUGCCUGGAAUCAGUGUUAUUGCAUCUGAUCAAACUUCUGCAGAAAUAAAGUGAGAAUAAUUCUGCCA
This is a messenger RNA of Equus quagga, 3431 nucleotides long. It is a transcript of the gene MAP7D1, whose product is annotated as MAP7 domain containing 1. The transcript is spliced from 17 exons. NCBI's taxonomy places the organism in Eukaryota, Metazoa, Chordata, Mammalia, Perissodactyla, Equidae. The coding region runs from base 283 to 2841 and encodes 852 amino acids. The record is from RefSeq and is a predicted model, not a curated record. Gene Ontology annotation, cellular component: microtubule cytoskeleton. Gene Ontology annotation, biological process: microtubule cytoskeleton organization.